AUGCGCGCACAGAUUUGCAGACGCUUGGGUCACAACUGCCUUGCAAGAACCUACUCAUCUCGCCCUUCGCUAAAUGAAGUGGUCAUCGUCAGCGCAGUGCGCACACCAAUGGGCUCUUUUAAAAGCUCCUUAUCGUCUGUUCCAGCCACCAAACUGGGCUCGGUAGCAAUAAAAGGGGCUAUAGAACGAGCAGGAAUUGCACCAGAAGAAGUAAAGGAAGUCUACCUGGGUAAUGUUCUUCAGGCUGGGGAGGGACAAGCUCCAACAAGACAAGCUCUGCUGGGUGCAGGAUUAACACUUGGCACUCCUGCAACAACCAUCAACAAAGUCUGUGCAUCUGGGAUGAAGUCCAUCAUGAUGGCCGCUCAGAGUCUCAUGUGUGGACACCAGGACGUCAUGGUGGCUGGAGGCAUGGAGAGCAUGUCCAACGUGCCUUAUGUCAUGGCCAGAGAAGCACCUGCCUAUGGAGGAGUGAAGAUGGAAGACCUCAUUGUCAAGGAUGGGCUCACUGAUGUCUACAAUAAGUUUCAUAUGGGAAACUGUGCAGAAAACACAGCCAAGAACUACAACAUCACUAGAGAAGAGCAAGACACCUUUGCGAUUGGCUCCUACAGUCGCAGCAAAGCAGCAUAUGAAUCUGGAAUUCUGGCUAAAGAGAUUGUACCAGUUAGCAUUCCCCAAAGAGGUAAACCUGAUGUUGUUGUGUCUGAGGAUGAAGAAUGGAGGAGAGUGGACUUCAGUAAAGUCCCCAAACUGAAGGCAGUCUUCCUAAAAGAGAAUGGCACAGUCACCGCGGCCAACGCGAGCACGCUGAAUGAUGGCGCUGCUGCUCUGGUGUUGAUGACAUCUGAUGCUGCAAAGAGGCUGAACGUUACGCCUCUUGCUAGAGUUGUGUCUUUUGCUGAUGCCGCAGUAGCUCCCAUUGAUUUCCCAAUUGCUCCUGCCUUUGCUGUACCCAAGGCUCUGGACGCUGCUGGACUGACGAAAGAUGACAUCGCCAUGUGGGAGAUCAAUGAGGCCUUCAGUGUGGUCGUUCUGGCAAACAUUAAGAUGCUGGAUAUUGAUCCUGCAAAAGUGAAUGUCAACGGAGGAGCAGUGUCUCUUGGACACCCCAUUGGAAUGUCUGGUGCAAGGAUCGUUGGCCACAUGGUUCACAACCUGAAGUCUGGACAGUAUGGAUUGGCUGGUAUCUGCAACGGAGGAGGCGGAGCAUCAUCCAUUAUCAUCCAGAAACUGUAG
Molecule: messenger RNA, 1239 nt
Organism: Knipowitschia caucasica
Lineage: Eukaryota; Metazoa; Chordata; Actinopteri; Gobiiformes; Gobiidae
Source: the annotation of a GenBank genome assembly